ACACUUGUCGGCGUCAACUGUCACAAUGUGACAUUUCCCACAUCAACGAACCGAGCCGAACCGAACCGCUCGCCCGAGUAGAAGCGUCCUACAACAAUUUAACAUUAAUUCGCAGUCAAAUAAUGUUGCAUUUUUUAUGCGCAAAUGUCGUCGUUGUCAAGUGCCAGCAGUGAAGCAGAGCAAAGUCGCAGGAUGUGGAUGUGGAUGUGGAUGUGCUGGAUGUGCUCUGAUGGAAAAGGGAUGCAAACAAGCAGUCAGGAGGUCAACCUUCGCCCCUCUACCUGCCUCUACCCAGCCUCAGUACCCGCUACUCAGCCAGGGGUGGGGGAUUGGGCUGACGUACAAAAUGGCACUCUAACGGAUGUAUUAACGCCCCGCGCAUUCGAUGUAUUUUUAAAUAACCUGCAGAGACCCCGAACUCGAACCAGCGACACCAAGCUGCGAUGAUGACGACUACGACGACGACGACGAUGGCAACGAUGCUACUCAAUUGACACAUUGAAUUAGGGAUACGACGCCUUCUGCUGCUCUCUGUGUGUAUACAAAGCGUGUCCGAGACCGAUUCUCACUCAUCUAUUCAAUUGUGGAUGGGUCGCAAAUAGUUCUCAUUGCUGUUCGCCACGCAUUUCAUAGUUUUAAUCUAAUCAUGUGAAACUUUAUUUUGGGACUG
This is a messenger RNA of Drosophila hydei, 670 nucleotides long. RefSeq lists its product as uncharacterized. The transcript has 2 exons. The record is from RefSeq and is a predicted model, not a curated record. The coding region runs from base 145 to 447 and encodes 100 amino acids. Lineage: Eukaryota; Metazoa; Arthropoda; Insecta; Diptera; Drosophilidae.